AUAGAAAUUUGGCAAUCGACUUACGCACCAGGUUACGGUUGCCAUUUGCAUAUCGAUUGUACUUGGGAUUUAGGCCUGGGAGUUUCAUAAAAGUACGUAAAAAAGGGUAAGUUUCAAAGGAGUUCAGCUAGUGAUGGUGAAAAUAGUUCCAGGACUCCGCCAACUGUAUAUAGAACUCGAGUCUUUAAUUUAAAAUAAAACUAUACUUCAAUUUGAUAAUUUCUCUCAUUACAGACAGUUAGGAAUUUAAGUUUUCUAUGUGGAUAAAUACAAGAGAAAUAAAUAUUGGACACCAAUCCAAUAAAACUAAAACAAGUAUUAAAUACAUAAUUUUUUUCCCUUAAAAUAUAGAAAAACUUUUGUUUUGACUCAAGUAAGUAUACGCUUGCCAAACCGUUGCACUCAUUUAAAAUCGAUGAGUGGGUCAGCUAGAUGCACCGAUCUUGGGGCGAACAAACAAAGCAGACUCAUUAAGAUCGGUAGAUUGUGGUGCUUGGGUCGCCCGCGAGUAAUAAAGUAGCAGUGCCGCCAGCGGUGCCCAAGAGCCAAAUGAACGCAGCGAAACGGCUGUGGUGACGAGCUCUUUGAUUGGAACGCCACUUGAUGCGACAUGCAUAUUAAUUAAUUUCUACUGUUACAUUUCGGCGGGUUUUCGGUGGACAUCGCGUCAGUCGGAAUUGGGUAACGGCGAUUUGGGAUAUUACAACAGAAUACAAGACCUGCGACCGAUUGCAAAUCGCUGGGCAGCCGGACGCACUGCCGCCGUGGAGCCCGUGCAGUUGGCCGAAUUUAUUCAAAUCAGUUGAAUUCGGCGCGGGUUAGCGUAUAGGUGUCGUCUCUGUUCGGAUCAUCGAAUCAAUUGCAAUGUGCAAAUACGUCUUAAUUGCUGCACUGGCGGUAAUGUGCUCCGUGGUGGAGGUGCGAGCCACACUGCACGACUUUCCCGGGGUCUUUGACUUCUCCAACGUGGACCUGGUGAACUUCCAGUACUUCAAGAACCUCCCCUCGCAGGAUCCGCGAACUGCUGCCACCGCCAAUCCGUUUUUGGAGCACUUUCAGAAGAAGAAGGCGGUGCUGGACUACUUGGACCGCCUCUUCUUCGGCAACUCGCCGUUCCAGCAACCCAGCGAGAUUCCCUUCGAUCCGCACUUUGGUCGCGCUUAUCGAUCGAACUACGAGCGCAAGUUUGGAUACCGCGGGGAGCGACUGAUCGCCGCUCUGGGUUCCGGUUACUCUGUUCGCCAGCUGAUGCACUUCGGAGCCAUUCCCCAGGAGUACGGCACUCCCCACUAUCCCAGCUGAUUGCGGAUGACAGCAGAAUUUAUUUAAAUAAUUUAUUUAUGAAAUAAAUUUAAGUUACGAACUUUGAA
Drosophila ficusphila is the source of this 1370-nucleotide messenger RNA. RefSeq lists its product as uncharacterized. The transcript has 2 exons. Bases 865 to 1302 code for a protein of 145 amino acids. The record is from RefSeq and is a predicted model, not a curated record. Lineage: Eukaryota; Metazoa; Arthropoda; Insecta; Diptera; Drosophilidae.